Molecule: messenger RNA, 1736 nt
Organism: Globicephala melas (long-finned pilot whale)
Lineage: Eukaryota; Metazoa; Chordata; Mammalia; Artiodactyla; Delphinidae
Source: RefSeq, a predicted model, not a curated record
GUAUGGAGAUUAAUUCAAUUAAAUAAAUAUUUAUUCAGCUUUGACUUUUAGCGGAAUACUGGAAGAUAGACCUGGAAAGGUAAGUUAGGGUGAACCUCUAGGAAGUUCCUUAGGUUAGCCUUACAGUUUGGACCUAUCCUCUGACCACAGUAAAACCAUCAAAUUCUUUUUUCAUGAAAACAUGUCUUAGUGAUCACACUAUUUUUGCAUAUGCAAUCUGGAAGCUUUCCCAGGAUUAGCUGAAAGACUGAAAGCAGGAAAAACAUGACUGGGAAAAACCAAGCCACGAGGAAAUAAAGAUGUACCCUGGGGUGGUGGUAAUGAAAAGAAUGAAAGAGGCUUGAGAGACAUUACAAAAGGAGAACUGAUGGGACUGGAUUACUGAUAGGGCAAGAAAAGGAAGGAGGUAAGGAAGAUACUGGCAGCCAUCUAGGGACCAUGAGAGGAACCAGUCUUAGAAUGAUGCAGACACCAAGGAAAGCACAGCAGAGGGAAGGAAAUAAACGGGUCCUUGAUGACAUAUUGAGUUGUAGGAUCAAGUUUCACCUGAAGCCAGUCAACCUGUGGACUUCUCACUCAUGUAUAGUUUGGAGAUAUUGUGGGUUUGGUUCCAGGCCUCCACAAUAAAGAGAAUAUGGCAAUAAAAGAUACUGAAGAGAUGAGACCUUAAGCCUUGAGAAGAGCGAGCAAAUGCAGGACGUGUGGACUAAUGACUGGAGGAAUCACCUGCUUGUAUGGAAGUAGGAACAGCUGAACUGGGUGGCCUGGAUUUCAGGGCUCCAAGAACAGAGAAGCGAUGCACUUUGCCAGGUAGUUGGGAAGCAGGCUGGAGCUCAGAAAGGCUUUUCUCCCUUUUCUUUAUGGUUCCAAGCAGGCAGAAGCGGGAUCAGGAAACCAAACAUCAGUUAUCCCGAGAACAAUUCAGAAUCCAACUAGAGGACCUUAAAGUGAAUGACCCACCCAUCAAAGAUAUUCCUGUCUGGAAGUCUUGGCUCAGAUCUCUGAUGGAGGUGGGAGGCAUGCCCAGCCCUGGUUCGUCUCUCAAGGAGUCUUCAGUGCCUAAUCUGAUUCCACAACCCAUCAGCUUUCAAAGGGAUUCUGGAGAGCUCUCUUGGCAUUAUGGAUGGACAAGAACCAGGAUGAGUCCAAGCUCCAGAGGGCUGAAGGCAAUGAGGCAAUCAAUACAAGAGGAGAAGCAGAAAAGGCUGCUCAACCCAAGAAGAAGCCAAAGGUGUAACAUACCUUUUGGUACAGGAGGAGACAAGAGGGACAAGAGGAGAUGAGCACCUCCAUCUGGUCAACAGCCCAACUUUAUUCUAGACACCUCCACAAAAACACCUGCUCACGGAACGUGAGAUUCCUUCAAGAAAUUCCAUUUUAAAGCGUCACUCUCGAUAUUGAUGAUAACAUUUAGGAUUAAGGGAAAGAGUCACUCAAGAACUAAAAGCUCUGAGCAGCACUAAUAAAUAACAUAAGUGAUCCUUCCUCAUCUACAGAGCGGGGUAGGGAGUAAGUUAUAAACGCAGGUGAAGAGAGCUAGUCAGGUGUAGGAAGGCAAAUGAGUUUUGAAACGCGAUUUUGGUGCCCAAGUCAGGAUAAAUGAUAUACAGGCACAACUUAUUUUAUUGUGCUUCGCUUUAUUGUGCUUUGCAGAUAUUAUAUUUUAUUUUAUUUUUUUUUAAAGUACCAAAAUUGUAUUUAUUUAAAAUUCAUAUUACACUGAGAAAACUCUUACU